AUGGCCAUAAACCUAGCCAAAUUUCUCAUACUGUUUUUCACUAUUUCGAUCUGCAACGCCGUCACGAAUCCAAGUCCGAUUUCCGAUUCUCACUGUUCCGCUGCUUUACAACUCUUCGAUGGUUCCUCUUCAAGUUUAGAAGAAGCCUGUGAUGCUCUAAGAGUAUUUGAGAUUCUUGCGCUUGAGAAUAAGCCUGAUGUGAGCAUAACCACUUGUCGGAAGGUAGUGGAAAAUCUCGGGUCGUCGUCCUCUCUCAAGGAUUUGUUCUAUGCCUUAAAGGUCAAUGGCAUUUUAAAAUGCAAGGUUGAUAAGGGUGUUUUCCAGGUUGACAAACAAGAAUUUGGAUUGAAACCAAUGAAUUGCCCAGGACACUGCUUGAUGUUUAAACACAGAGUUCGUUCAUAUAGAGAACUUCCUCUUCGUUUUGCUGAUUUUGGGGUUUUGCAUCGAAAUGAGGCCAGUGGUGCCCUAAGUGGAUUAACACGUGUUAGGAGAUUUCAGCAGGAUGAUGCACAUAUUUUCUGCAGGGAGUCCCAGGUUAAAGAUGAAGUGAGAAAAGCCUUGGACUUCAUUGAUUAUGUCUAUCAAAUAUUUGGUUUCACAUAUGAACUGAAACUUUCAACGAGGCCAGAGAAUAAGCUUGGAGAUGAUGAAACCCAUGACAGUUGA
Messenger RNA from Vicia faba (fava bean), 669 nucleotides. The record is from the annotation of a GenBank genome assembly. Lineage: Eukaryota; Viridiplantae; Streptophyta; Magnoliopsida; Fabales; Fabaceae.